Molecule: messenger RNA, 2961 nt
Organism: Acanthamoeba castellanii str. Neff
Lineage: Eukaryota; Discosea; Longamoebia; Acanthamoebidae
Exons: 11
Coding region: 1-2961 (986 amino acids)
Cellular component (GO): nucleus
Source: RefSeq, a predicted model, not a curated record
AUGGAACAACAACAAGAGGUGCGCGUGUACCGGGAUUGCGUGCGCGGGGUGCGGCGCGUAGCGGGGCUCAAGCGGCAGCAGCUGGCAGCGGGCGUGGACGUGGGCGUGGCCAGCGGCGCCGGCCUCUCCCUCCUCCUCUCGCCCCGCCACAUCGAAUUCGCGCUCGUCAUCGACGCACGAUGCCUGCCGACUCCAUCUUCAUCUCCAUCUGCCUCCACCACCUCUUCGUCUCCAUCAUCCUCAUCCUCAUCCUCAUCGUCGGACCACGCCAGCGGUGGACCCCGGUGGCUGGGGUUCAGCUACUUCGGCUAUCUCGAGAAUUUGAAGCGGUGCUUCCGCAAGCCCCACGACGAUCUCCUCUCCUACUUCAAAAUCAUCCACGAAAACCUGACGACGCAGUUCAGCGACCCCUACGCCUCGCCCCUCCUCUUCGUCGGCGACUCCUACGAGAAGGCGUUUUGGCAGAUCUCGUCUCCCGAGGCACCGCACAGCGUGGUGGGCUUCAUUCCCUUCCGCCCGGUCUCCCUCUUCCACUCCUUCAAGUCCCACCCCAUCAUCGCCAUGGAGGGCGGCAACUACCCGAUCUUCACGAUGAUAUCGGGAAUCGAUCGGCACCGGCUGCGCGCGGUGUCGCCCGAGCUGGAGGCGCGGUACCAGCAGACUGUACAGACCGCGACGGCCCUCGUGAGCCCCCACAAGCUGUCCCACCUCCAGGUCCACUCCGUCCUCAGCUCCAAGCGCGCCGCCAGCCCCGUCGCCAACGGCAACGCCAACGCCAACGGUCACGGCAACAACAAAAAGAAGUCCUCCGCCGACGGCCGCAAGUAUUCGGGGGAGGUGGUGCGUAAGCUGGCGGACGAUUUCUACAAGCACUACGCGUCGUCCAAGUCGGAGGACAAGAAGAGCCUCCAGCCGAUCCUCGUGUCGGGCCUGGUCCUCGCCCUCGGCUCCAUCUCCCGCGAGGUCGAACUCGUCACCCUCAGCAUGGCGUCGACGGGGAAGACGCACCUGAUGCAGGCGGCGCAGAUUCUGCCGCCGUUGACCACGGGCGGCAGCGGCGGGGGCAAGGCGCUCAAGGACAACCUCAGCGACGCCGACCGCCUGGCCAAGGAGCUCGACCACUACCAGAAGCGCCUCGAGCAAUUGAAGCUGUUGCUGGCCCAGGAGCCGCGCAUCGCGAUCUACAACCCGUUCCUGCCGGCGGCCAGCACCGUGCUCCUGCCCACGCCCGCGCCGUCGUCGGCCGCCGCCGCCUCGUCGCCCGCUCACCACCACCACGCCCACCAGCCGCCCCAGCAGCAGUUUGACAUGUCGACACAAACGACGUCGGCGGUGCCCUCCCUGCUGACCGCCUCCCUCCAGCACCCGCGCCAGCAGCUGCCGCCGGCAGCCACGUCAGCGGCCACGUCAGCACGCCACCACCACCAGGCGUCGACAACGAUUGAGUUUCCGUCGCCGACACCUGUCGACAACAGCAACAGCAACUGCGCUGCCAACGGCAACGGCGGACGACAGCCGUCGCCCGCGCCGGCCUUCCGCGCACCGUUGACCUAUCUGCCGGCCUCGUCGUCAGCGUCGACACCAACGUCGUCGGCCGUGUCGACGUCGCCCUCGCUCUCGCUCCACUCGUCGGCGUCAGGCCAGGGCGUCAGCGUCAGCAACAGCGGAAGCGGCUCGAUGACGCCCGUCUCGUCGACGAGCCACCGCCUCGCGACGGCCUCGCGGCCCGUCACCCCCUCGUCCUUCUCGUCGUCGUCGAUCAAUCCUGCGCGUCCCUUCCUCCGCCUCUCCGCCUCCCAGGACUUCACCCACGCGCCGGACAUGAGCCUCCUGUACAGACGGCUGAUCGAAUUGCUUUACGUGGCCCACCCGAUUCCCGGCGGCGUCGGCAAUUUCGCCCCGUCGGCGCUCUCGUCGCCCUUCGCCCACCAGCACCCGUCGCCCGGCGGCGGCUACGCGGGCCUGCGCGGGUCGUCCACCCCGCCGCCCUCCCUGGGCGCCUCGUCGGCCUCGCUCCCCGUGCGCCGCUUCUUCGCCCCAUCGGCCGCCCCGGCCAACACCCCGCUCUCCCUCUCUCGCACCUCGUCCGGCUUCAUUCGCCGCUCGGCCUCCCCCUCCACCGUCACCUUCCUUCAACCAUCAUCAUCAUCGUCAUCAUCGUCGUCGUCGUCGUCGUCGUCGUCGUGGAAGCGAUUCCCGCGAGCGACGACGUCGAUCCCAUCGACCAUCGCUUUCCCGGCGCCGGCGCCGGCCGUCGACUACGCCGACUUCGUCACCCCCGAGCAGCUGCUCGCCGCCAACGGCAACGGCGGCGCGGGCGCACAGAGGCAGGGCGACGUCGAACUCGCCUCGCACUCGCCCCAGGCGCUUCACCACCGCCACCACCACCGCCAGCCCCAGCCCGCGCCCCACCAUCAGCCGCCCCAGCCAUUUUCGCACCCGCCCCAGCCCCAGCCCCAGCCUUAUCCGCACCCGCACCAGCAGCGCCCCAUGGGUCCGCCAAUGCCGGUGCAGGCGGCGCCCGCGGUGGUGGCCCAGCCGCAGCCGCUGCCGGAGCACCACCCGCACGCGCCGGCGGCGGGAGCGCCCGCGCGAGUCCUGCGCCUGUCGCAGUCGCACGCGCCGCACCACCCGCGCAUGCCCGAGGCCCACUUCGGACCCCACCACCAGCCGCAGCAGCCGCAGCAGCCGGCCCUCCGUGCGAGCAGCGGCGGGCUUGCCCCACCGGCGGCGGCCGAGGCGGUCCACCCGAACGAAUCGGCGUCGGACUUUUUGCUUCGCUUGAUCGGCGCCAACAAGGACGCCUCCCAGGUUGUUGAAGAGGACCAGGCGCGCGUUGCGGAGGCGCCGGCCAAAGGGCCGCAUCCUGGCCUCUUCCGUCGCUGCCGCCUGGCCAAGCACCAGCAGCAGCACCAGCCGCAGGCGCAGCAACAGCACUUUGGCGGCGUCUACGUCCACUGA